Molecule: messenger RNA, 1044 nt
Organism: Iphiclides podalirius (scarce swallowtail)
Lineage: Eukaryota; Metazoa; Arthropoda; Insecta; Lepidoptera; Papilionidae
Source: the annotation of a GenBank genome assembly
AUGAGACGUUGCGCCGUGAUCCUCGUUUGCCUGCUACAUUCCGUCAUCUCGGUCAAAGUUAAAGUUGUCCUACAUUCGGAACAAGAAGACUCGAGAGUGGAGGAAGAGGAAUCUCAUACGGAGUCAUGGGACCAUAAAAAGAGAGAUGUUACUCUUCUACCAUUUCUAAGGCACUCCCGUCGUACCGAAGAAAAACAAGUAGAGUAUGAAGAAGAGAAAGUAACGACGGAAAAAACUACGAGACAGUUGCACCCAAAUGAAAUGAUCUUCCCGUUGAUAUAUCGCCAGGCUCAUAUAAAUAGCAUGUUUAAAUUCGGAGAAAACUGGUACACUUGGUCGACGGAAAAGAGAAAAGAUGGUUCGAAAGCGACUAACUAUUACAUUUGCUACGACGAACCAAAACACUGUGAUGAUGUCGGAUGGGAACGCACGGACGGUGUUCCCAAAUGCGCCUUCCAGAUCGAUUCGUUGUUGCCGGAGGAUCGUGCUUGCAUAAACAGUUUCGGAAUAGAGCCCCAUGGAGCUGGUGUUUGUGAUGGCGGAGAGCAAAUGAAGGUGAGCGAAAUGGUACGAGCUUGCGGCCCCCGGAUCCGCUCGUUGUGGCGGUUCUACCGGGUCGGCCGUCGCCCAGCCAACGCCGCGAAGCCAGCCGACGUCAAUUCCCUCAUAUGCGAGGACGAGGAGGAGUGCUACAUAACCAUCGAAUACCGGAUACACCACGACAGGAUCACUUUCUCGCUGCACGAGCCGACGCGGGGCCAGACGUUCAAGAGCGCGCUGAAACGCGAAAUAAGCGGCGACGACGAGGGCAAGCCGGCGCCGGUGACGGAGGCGCGCGCCCACACGGCCCACAGGUCCAAGAAGCUGAAGGUCAGGGAAGAGGAGGCCAGGCCCAAGGCGGGCAAGUUCCGCGCCCGGCCCAAAGCCAAGGCGGCGGAGGGCAAGGGCGCCGUCAAGGAGCGCAACGACUCCGGCUACGCGAGUCGCCGGUCGGUGAAAAACAAGAUCAAGAUCAGGGAGGACAUAUCCGAGGAUGUGUCCGAA